Messenger RNA from Mya arenaria, 1686 nucleotides. RefSeq lists its product as uncharacterized. Gene Ontology annotation, biological process: DNA integration. The record is from RefSeq and is a predicted model, not a curated record. Gene Ontology annotation, molecular function: nucleic acid binding. The coding region runs from base 1 to 1686 and encodes 561 amino acids. The transcript has 3 exons. NCBI's taxonomy places the organism in Eukaryota, Metazoa, Mollusca, Bivalvia, Myida, Myidae.
AUGGUUUCUCAGGCUAACGCUAGACGUUUUGCACAUGAAUACCCAGCUGCAGCAGCAACUGUCAUUGAGUCAACAUACAUGGAUGAUUCAAUGGACUCCGUAGGCAGUGAAGAAGAGGGCAUUGAGUUGUAUCAUCAACUGUCCCAACUGUGGUUGAAAGCUGAAAUGUAUGCAAGAAAGUGGAUCUCAAAUUCAGUUACAGUCUUAGAAAAUAUUCCAGCCAGAGACAGAGCCGCUGAAAUCAACCUUGAAACUGAGACUGAACAAACAGUUCUUCACACAUUUGUAGAUGCAUCUGAAGAAGCAUAUAGUGCCGUGACUUAUGUUCGUCGUAAAAAUCAAAACGAUGAAAGGAUCACAACCUGUGGCCUAAAGGAUUUAAAGAAAAAACAACAGUGUGAUGAUACUGAGAAAAAGCAAAAAUAUCAGGCUAAAUCAACAGACUCAUACCUCAUACAAGAUGAAUAUCAAAUAAAUGAUAGACUAGAGCCCAAACAUUUCUCAAGUUGGACAAGAAUGCUCAGAGUGUUUGCAUGGGUGAAUAGAUUCAUCACAAACGGUAGAACUAAGAAACAAUCUGAAAGUGAUAUACUGACAUAUGUUGAACUGAACAGAGCUGAAAAUAGAUACAUUCUUUAUGCACAGAAAGAAGCUUUCCCAAAUGAGUACUCAGCAUUACUUAGUGAAAAACCUCUACCAAGCAGAAGCAAAGUUGUGUCUCUAAAUGCAGUGCUAGAUGAAAAUCGUUUGAUAAGAAGUAACACUAGACUUCAAUUUUCAAAGGAAUUACCAUUCAAUACAAUGUGUCCAGUUGCAUUGCCAAGGAGGCACCCGGUGACAAAGUUAAUUGUGAAGCACUUUCAUGAACAAAAUGGACAUUGUGGUACAAAUCAAACAUUAGCUGCAUUGUCAACGAGAUACUGGUUGAUCUCAGGGCGUGAGGAAAUACGUGAAGUUGAAAAAGAUUGCCGAAAAUGCAGAUUACUGAAAUCAAGAAUAAGUCAGCAAAUUAUGGCCCCAUUGCCAAAACAAAGGACAGAAAAGACAUUAAGAGCAUUUGCAUACACCUCAGUGGACUAUGGUGGGCCAUUCCUCACGAAACAAGGCAGAGGGAAAUCUAGACAGAAGAGAUAUUUGUGUUUGUUCACAUGUUUAUCAAGCCGAGCGGUACACCUAGAAAUGGCAACAAAUUUGGACACUGUUUCAUUUCUGAAUGCAUUUUGCCGAUUCAAAAGUAGACGUGGAGUGCCAAAAGAAAUGUUUUCUGAUAAUGGAACAAACUUUGUUGGUGCACGUCGUGAACUGAAAGAACUAUAUGGUCAAAUAGACAAAGAUAAAGUUAAAGCCAAGACAGCAGACCAAAGCAUGAAGUGGCAUUUCAACCCUCCGUCUGCACCCCACUUUGAAGGUAUUCAUGAAAUUAUUAUUAAAAGUGCAAAAAGAGCAGUGUAUAGAAUCUUGAGCGGUGCAGAUGUUACUGAUGAAGAGUUGCAAACUGCAUUCAUCGAAGCUAAAGGAUUGAUUAACAGCCGUCCACUGUCUUAUCAGAUUUCCAAUCCAUCAGACAACACAGUCCUGACACCCAAUCACUUCCUACAUGGACAGUUAGGAGGUGAGUUUGCACUGAAGCAGCAGACGACAUCGUAUAUGAUCACAAGAAAAGAUGGCACCGAGUACAAGAAAUAG